Telopea speciosissima is the source of this 1175-nucleotide messenger RNA. RefSeq lists its product as uncharacterized. The record is from RefSeq and is a predicted model, not a curated record. Bases 76 to 711 code for a protein of 211 amino acids. NCBI's taxonomy places the organism in Eukaryota, Viridiplantae, Streptophyta, Magnoliopsida, Proteales, Proteaceae. The transcript has 3 exons.
GCAACUAAAAUUCUGAUUUCCUUCUUUGAAAUUCUUCUUAUUCUGUUUCUUUGAUUUGGUUUUCUAUCUUUGGAGAUGGGGAAUUGCCAAGCCGUAGAUACGGCGACGUUGGUGAUACAGCAUCCAAGUGGGAAGGUGGAGAGGCUGUAUUGGCCGGUGAGCGCCAAUGAGGUUAUGAGAACCAACCCAGGUCACCAUGUUGCUCUCGUUCUCACCUUCUGCCUACCUCCUCCCUCCUCCUCCUCCUCCCAUAACAAUGAUAAUAAGCACAGGGAGGACAAAGAGAAGGACAAGCAAGAACCCCAGCAGCAGCAGGAGCGCCCCAUCAACAAUAACAAUGAGGUUCGCAUCACCCGUGUUAAAGUACUUCGCCCCACCGAUACUCUGGUUCUAGGCCAAGCUUACCGCCUCGUCUCUUCCCAAGAGGUUAUGAAAGGGUUGUGGGCGAGGAAGUAUGCAAAGAUGAAGAAGGAACGCAACACCCAAUCAAACGACAAGCCCCUCAAGCCCAGGCCAAAGCAACAGGGCUCUUCACCAUGUGAGACUGAGACUGAAUCAACAAGCCCCCAAUUAGACAAUCCCAAUCAGCUUCAGGUGGCAAAAAAUGAGAGACACCGACCAAGGACCGCUUCUGCUUCAGCACCCUCUGCUUCAACCAGGUCAAGAACGUGGCGCCCCUCCUUACAGAGCAUCUCUGAGGCCGGAAGCUGAAAGCUGAUGAUGAUGAUGAUGUCAAAAUAUUUCCCCCUUCAUCAGAAGAGACUGCGGUCAGCAAACAGAGCAAUGAACUACCUAAAUAGGUGGACUCUGUCAAAGGUUGGAAAUAAAAAUUGUAUCUGUGUAGAUGGGUAAUGGGUGAUGCCAAAUCUACCUGCAAGAACAGCUCACAAAUCUAAAACUGAUGCAAGAGCAAUAUAGACCCUUUGUAUAGCUAAGCAGAAGAACAUUGCCAUCCAAAGUCAUAAACACUAUUUUUGCUCAAUGAAUUUACAUUUUGUCUUAAAGAUUAUAGGUCAACAUCAUAGAUGUGUUAUUGUUUCUCUACGUUUUCUAUAGAUGAGAAAACCCAGUAACCUCAAUAUGCCUGCCUAUGGGAGUUCCAGGCUUCCCAGAUAUAGUUUUGAGCCCAUAAAAGUGCAGCUUGUGCAGCUACAGGUGCUCCUGGCACUUUCUUC